This is a messenger RNA of Gaeumannomyces tritici R3-111a-1, 1446 nucleotides long. RefSeq lists its product as hypothetical. The record is from RefSeq and is a predicted model, not a curated record. Bases 1 to 1446 code for a protein of 481 amino acids. NCBI's taxonomy places the organism in Eukaryota, Fungi, Ascomycota, Sordariomycetes, Magnaporthales, Magnaporthaceae. The transcript has a single exon.
AUGAGCAGAGUGACAUCAAAUGCGAACUGGUUGAGACCUUCCUCCACCAAGUCGAAGUCGUUCCGUACGAAGCCCUCUCGUACACCUGGGGGGAACCCGUCUCCCGGGUUUGAGAUUUCUCUGAACGGCUUGCGCCACGCGGUCACGCCCAACCUCUACAAGGCCCUACAAUGCCUGCGCCAUCAAGAUACAGAUCGAAUCCUCUGGAUCGACGCCAUCUGCAUUGACCAAGGGAACCACAUAGAACGUGGCCAUCAGGUCGGCCAGAUGAGACUUAUCUACCAGAAUGCGGACAGGGUUCUCAUCUGGCUCGGCCCGGGCACCUCCACGACAGAUCUCGUCAUGGACUGGGUCAAACGAUUGGACCAACGGGUGGUAUCUAGGCCAGACCAUAUCCGCAGCUCCACCGCGUCCUGGUACCAGGCCCCUUGGCACACAAUCGGCGGCCUUGAAGAUGAAGAUGGAAAAGUUGGCGAGGCAACCCCAGGGCUCCCACAUACGCGGCGACGCAGCCCUGUCCUCACUUCAUUAUACCACAGCCCUUGGUUCCACAGAGUUUGGGUUAUCCAAGAGGCCGCCAGUGCCCGGGCCGCAACGAUUAUGUACGGCCGGAAAUGGGCUCCCUCGCGCACCUUCUCUAUCCUCCCGAAGCUUAUGGGCAUUGAUGUGGAUGCCGGGACCCAAGCUGUGCUCGAUAUUAUGCCGGGUCCUUUACGCGGAUCAAGUUGGCGGAGAAAAAAGCGUGAUCUCGCAACACUCAUCGGCAAAUUCUACGGCUGUCAGGCCAGCGACCCACGCGAUAAAAUCUAUGCGCUGCUUGGAACCUGCUCAGAUUCCAUCAUUUGCGAAAAUCUCCGGCCUGAUUACAAUUUAUCCAGAGAGGAAGUUAUUCAAAAGACCUUUACCUUGAUUCUCCUUCCGAUUACGGAUGUCUCGCUCGCGAAUCUCUGGCGACUCCCGUCUGGUUGGGACUUCGAGGCGUGGACGAGAAAAAUCCGAGAACUCCAACGCAAUAUCAUCGUGUGGUCCUUAUUUCGCGACGACAAGGCACUGUCGCUUGCCCUCUUGUCCAAGCUUCCAACUAACUACAUAUUGGAAGAGUUUUCUCCUAGACAGAAGUAUUGGUAUUUUUAUGGCGCCGGACUGCAACGCAGGGAUCAAAUGAGCGAUUCCAAUGGCGACUUGGAAUUACGCACCUUCAUCUGUCCAUAUCCUGCGGUCGCAGACACCACCUACCGCCUCCUUACUUCAUGGUUGCACAAAGACACCUUCCCUGAUGAUAAUCAACGCAACCGAUACGUUAGUUAUCCUGAAUUCUUCCCGUUUGUUUAUAUCGCGUUACGAGAGGGGAACUACGAUUUUGUAAGGAUGGUUUUCAAUCGGUUCGCGGGGUCUGUUUAUAUUGAAGACGAACAUUGGGAUACUUGGUUUGACUCUUUAAACUAA